Tuber melanosporum (Perigord truffle) is the source of this 3208-nucleotide messenger RNA. RefSeq lists its product as uncharacterized. The transcript has 9 exons. Bases 1 to 2631 code for a protein of 876 amino acids. Gene Ontology annotation, molecular function: ATP binding; ATP-dependent chromatin remodeler activity. Lineage: Eukaryota; Fungi; Ascomycota; Pezizomycetes; Pezizales; Tuberaceae. The record is from RefSeq and is a predicted model, not a curated record.
AUGUAUGUUACGGCUCAUUCUCUUCCAGCACCAAUUCCAUUGGAGGACCGGUUUACCACUCAUUGGCCGAGAAUACCCGUCUCAUUGAAAUGCCACGGCGGCGGUUCGUCGUUGAGUGUGGGGGUUAUAGAUCCAUUCGGAAAGGAAUUCGGUUCUCUCGAUACGAAUAGUGCGAGGGUUUUGGUUCCGUUGCUGGAGAGGAACUUGGUACGGCUCCAGACAAUUGUCCUCCCUAGAAAGAAGCAACCGGGACACCUCCCUGGACCCGAAACCGACGGCAAAUGCAAAACUCCGCUCGAGAUGCAGGCCAAUGUGUAUGGGCCCGUGAUGAAUAUGGGCGCAAUAGCGAAAAUUUUGGCGGAUAAGAAUGGACGUCUAAAGAGACCUUCUCAAACCGACGGAUUGGAAUAUGUCCCACCCAUGGGCACCCCAGGCGUGUCCCGGGUCCUGCCAGUGCAGGUUGAUACAGAGGCGGCGGUUUUCACCAUGCUUGAAGAACUGCAGAAGCAGGUCGAGAAUCUGCCUAAUGCCGAGGCGGAUCCACGAAUCACCACUCCCCUCUUAAAACACCAAAAGCAAGGGUUACAUUUUAUGAUGAGCAAGGAGAGGGAUCGUGACUACACUGACUCGAAAGGGAAUACCUCGCUCUGGCGCACGUUCGGGCACGGUAGUCCCACAUUUUAUGAGAAUGUCAUCACCUGUGAUCAGAGAGAGGAAAAGCCUGACGAAGUCUACGGGGGCAUUCUCGCGGAUGUCAUGGGCCUGGGGAAGACUCUGCAAGUGAUAUGCCUAAUUGUCGGUUCCCUCGACGCGGCGACGGCAUUCGCCGCUCCGGCUGAAGGCGAGCGCCCGUCCAAGAGGAGGAGGGUCAAGACGACCCUGGUCGUUAGCCCUCUCAGCACCAUUGGAAAUUGGGAGGGGCAGAUCAAGGCGCAUGUCAAGUUUGGGACUCUCAGUGUUUACGUCUAUCAUGGCCCGAAGCGAGUGCUCAGUAUAGAGAAGUUGGCUCAAUACGAUGUCAUCCUCACGACUUACCAGAUUGUCGGAGGAGAGUUUGCUAAACACACGACUGGCGGUGGCGGUGCAAGUGCUUCAAAAGGCAGCUGUCCGUUCCAGAAGCUUCAUUUCUUUAGAAUCGUCCUGGACGAGGCCCAUAUGAUCCGUUCGCCCUCUAUCAUGCUCACAAGGGCUAUGCUUUCUUUGAAUGCUCAGAGACGUUGGGCGGUUACUGGAACUCCAAUUCAGAAUCGUCUUGGGGAUAUUGCGACUCUAGUCAAGUUCCUUCGCAUUGCACCCUUUGACGACAGCACUGCCUGGAAUAAAUAUAUCGCAGCACCGUUUAAGAAUGCGAAUAUUGAAUCUAUCGCGAAUCUUCGUCGUAUACUUCAUAGCGUCACCUUGCGGCGCUCGAAGGGCAUCAUUAAUCUACCUCCUCGAAAGGACGAAGUGGUGUUUCUCGAUUUCUCUAGCUCUGAGCAACAAUUAUACGAAGCUACCCUGCGGAUGUCUAGGCGAAAGCUGGAUCUCGUUCUGAGGGAUGGCCACAUCGGUGGGCAGAAUUAUGUUCAUGUUCUGCAGAGUAUCUUACGCCUACGCUUGAUUUGCGCUCACGGAAGUGAGUUGGUGGGUGAUAGUGACACCGCCGGGAUCACUUCCUCGCAUGCAAUCAAUGUUGACGAGAUCGGUGGUAAUGCUAGCGAUCUGCCAUGGUCUGUCAAGGACGGUUACCAAAUAUUCCGACUCAUGUAUGAUGCGAAUGACGACAUUUGCGCUCUCUGCGAGGCCAAAGUCGGUAUUAACAGUACAGCCGGCAGCGUUGGCGAUGAGGACUCACCUUCAAACAAGAAGGUUGUUGUCAUAGGUCAUCUUACCGCAUGUGCUCACCUGCUCUGUAAAACAUGUGGGCCGAGAUUCACCGAAGAAUUCAAUAACGCUUCAAUUAGCGCCGCGGGAAACAAACCUUUGCACGGGGAUUGCCCACUCUGUGGGGCGUGCGUCAGCUCCGCUCUACUGGAUAUUAAGAGCGAUUACAAUGAGGACUCAGUCCAAGAUCUCCAGAGGAGGAAGAAGCUAAAGGGGAGGUACGGAGGGCCGAGCACGAAGGUCAAAGCUCUUAUCUCAUCUCUCCUUGAGAAUAAGAAGGCAAGCACGACUAGCAGUCCUAUAAAGAGUGUUGUCUUCUCAUGUUGGACCUCCCACAUGGACCUUAUUGAGAUCGCGUUCAAGGAUAAUGGUAUCAACUUUGUCCGCUUAGACGGCAGUAUGACCCGCACUCAGAGAAACCGCGUGAUGGAGGACUUUGAAAGGGCUCCGGAAAUCUCGGUCAUCCUGAUAUCUAUCAUGGCUGGGGGUCUCGGAUUGAACCUGACAGCAGCCUGCAAGGCCUACGUCAUGGAACCUCAAUUCAAUCCUGCUGCGGAAUCACAGGCAAUCGACCGCAUACACCGUCUCGGCCAGACCCGUCCUGUCACCACGACCAGAUAUAUUAUGCGUGAUUCCUUCGAGAUGAAGAUUGUUGAACUUCAGAAGAAGAAGACCGAGCUUGCUAAUCUUUCCAUGUCCUCCGGGAGGCUUAGUGGGAAGGACGCCAUGGCGAAGAAGCUGGAGGACCUCAAAACGCUAUUCAGAUAACUCUUUAGCUCUUUAGCCUCACUUCCUUUCCUUUCUCGCUACUCGUGCUUUUUCCCCUUUCAUUCCCCCCUUGCUUGCUUUGGCAUUUCGGCAUGGCCAUGGACUUAUUACUCCAGGGGCCCGUCCAAAUGGAUACACUACAUAACCCCCUCCUCUUUUUUCCCCUUUCUACUGCUCUUUGGGUGGUACGUACCACCGCUACCGCCUUUUUAUUAUGGCAUCACGCGACAUACGAUAUGACUGCGGCGCUCUUGUUCCCCGGUUCCGAUUUUCGCUCCUGUUGUCCUCUCUUCCUUUUCCCUGUCACCAAGGAUACGGUUGGAAACAGGUCCUAUCAUUAUUCACCACUUAGAGGGGGUUUCUGGUACAUUUUUUGAUGGUUUUUUAUUAGUGGCGAGUGAAGAAAUAGAAAAAAUGUUUGAAAGGGAACCGGAGAAAAAAAUGGUGGUAGUGGGUUUUUGCUUGCCCGGGUAGGAUAGUUAUGGAACUCGGUUGCUAGGAGAGGAUGUGGGAUAGGCCUCAAGUAAUUAAAGGAUUUGCUGGACUAAAUAUAAUAUUAUUCUCAGUUUUGCUUUUA